Triticum turgidum subsp. durum (durum wheat) is the source of this 720-nucleotide messenger RNA. NCBI's taxonomy places the organism in Eukaryota, Viridiplantae, Streptophyta, Magnoliopsida, Poales, Poaceae. The record is from the annotation of a GenBank genome assembly.
AUGACGGGCAGGACCGCUGCCACCCCCACACUGAGUAUGAAGCUUCUCGUCGACACCAAGGCGCGCCGCGUGCACUUUGCGGAGGCCGGCAAGGACGUGGAGGACUUCCUCUUCUCCUUGCUCGCGCUGCCCAUCGGCACAGUCGUCAAGCUGAUCGGCGGCAAGUCCAUGGUGGGUAGCGCCGGCGACCUCUACCACAACGUCGAGCUUCUCGACGGAACCUACGUCCAGCCCGGCGCGGCCAAGGACACGAUCCUCCGCCCGGUCAUGGCCCCCUCGCCGGCCAACAGCGCCCUCCUCGGCCUGCCGGCCCCGACGCCGUCCAACAGAUUCUCAUUCUACAGGUGCUCCUCCUACGCCGCUUACAUCAUUUGCCGCGAAUACGUGACAGACGUGAGUGGCACCAAAUGUCCCAGAUGUUCCUGUGUGAUGACGACCCAAAUCCAGUACGCGCCGCUUGCCGGUGCCGUGGCUGGCGUUGCGCAGAACGCGCCCACCGCGGAUGGGUUCGUGCGGGGCAUCGUGACGUACACGGUGAUGGACAGCCUCGCGGUGUCGCCCAUAUCCGCCAUCUCCAGCAUCGCGCUGCUCAACACCUUCGCGGUCACGGAUCUCACCGCGCUCCAGGAGAUGACCGUGCACAUCGGAUACAAGGAGGGUUUGGAGAUAUUGAAGGCCUCGCCGCAAUCCAAGACUGUUCUCACCGAUGUCUUCCUUUGA